Molecule: messenger RNA, 2469 nt
Organism: Silurus meridionalis
Lineage: Eukaryota; Metazoa; Chordata; Actinopteri; Siluriformes; Siluridae
Product: T-cell-specific guanine nucleotide triphosphate-binding protein 2-like
Exons: 2
Coding region: 1637-2344 (235 amino acids)
Cellular component (GO): membrane
Molecular function (GO): GTP binding
Source: RefSeq, a predicted model, not a curated record
UUGAGCGAUUCAGUCCGAUUUGGUGAACCGGUUCGACCGGUUCACUAAAAAGAACCAGUUCAAAUGAACGAUUCGUUCACGAACCGGACAUCACUAGUGGAAUUUGGCAAUUCAUGAACUGAUGGCAUUCAUUUCAAUUCUGUUUGUAAGAGCAAUCAUGUGGUGCCAUUGUGGAUUGCUGGUCAGAAAGCUUUCUGGUGCCAGUAAUCAAAGAGACAGUGCCCUGAGAUAGAUUCAUUUCAAUUAUGCAACAUUAAUUAUUAUCAAAUAUGUUCUCCUGGAGUGAAACUCUCAGCACAGUUCUUGUUGAAGCUGUUCCCUACCAAGGUUCGUUGUCCAUUCACACAGUAUAUCGCAACCAAGCCAGACAAAUUUGGGAUCAAGUUCUGGAUGGCCACGGAUUUGGAGACCAAAUAUGUCUGCAAUGCAUCUCCUUACUUGGGAAAGGACCCCAGUCGUCAGAAGGGAGAGAGGCUGGCAGAGAACGUGGUCAUGAAUCUGAUUGAGCCAUUUUUGGAUGAUGGGAGAAAUGUCACGACGGACAAUUUCUUACUUAACUGUCACUGUCGCACAGUCUGCUGCAGCGCAAAACAACGCUACUGGGCACGCCGAAUAAAGUCCGGCAUGAACUUCCUCAACUUGCAAAAGACACUGCACGGCGAGAGGUAUUCUCCACUUCAGUGCGUAGAAGUGACAGUGUCUGCUUGACAAUUUAUGCACCUAAAAAAAACAAGACUGUGUGUUCUAAGUUCCAUGCACCCAGACAAUAGAUCGGUGACGGCAGAAAGAGGAAACCAAACACAAUAACGGACUAUAACCACAUGAAGUGUGGUGUAGACGUGUUGGACUAAAUGGCACGGAUGUAUUCCGUAAGAGCAGCAACACGCAGGUGGCCAGUAACGUUUUUUUACAAUAUGCUGGACCUGGCGGUGGUGAAUGCCUACAUUUUGCACAUUUGGCAUGUACAGGGUGGACAUUUAAAGAAGAUUGUUUCUGAGUCUUCUAGCUAGGGGACUUCGUUGCCGAUUCAUGCAGCACAGAGGUUUGGCCUCUGAGCUAUUCUGUGUAAACAAAUGCAAAUGUGCCAGGCCUCACAGGUAAUGGGUGUGUUUGCACAACAAAAGCAGGAGAACAAUGGAGCUGAAGGCCUGUGAAAAUCUCAGCAGGGGUGCUACUAGGUGUUAGGUCCAGGGAAUUUAUGUGAAUUUGCACAGGUUUAGUAAAUCUAGUUUAAUUCUGCAGUCCGCACUGGCAUUAGCACAAAGCAUGAGAGUAAGCCUGUCUUUCAUAGGCUUAUGACCAGGCAAAGACUUUUCCUCCUUAAUGAUGUACAUUCUAUUUGGCAUUUUUUUCCAUUUUAUUUUAACAGGGUUGAAAGAUCUAUACAUUUGGCAGCACUUGGAGCUUUUCUAUAACCCAGGAGCUUCUAUUUCCUUGCUUUUCAAUCUGCUACCAGUUUGAUGCCUUUUACGUUCUAAUUUAACAUCACCAUGAGUUUUUUUGAGAGCAAAAUAAAUAAAAUGACUGAUGUGAAAUCUGAUCUGUGACUAACAACAUUUUCCUGGUGAAUUUUAAUUUCUGUUUUCACAGAACACAUCUGAAGAACACUUGUAAGGUCCAAGCAAAUUUACAGACCAUGGCCAGUGAAGAUUCUGAUGUAAAAGCAGCAAUAAAGGCCUCAGGAGAGUCUGAUAUAAACAAUGCAACUAAAAAGGCUCUCAAAAUGGUUGAUCAAUUGCUUAAUGUCACACUUCAUAUUGCUGUAAUUGGAGAGUCAGGAACAGGAAAGUCAACAUUCAUCAAUGCAUAUAGAGGGCUGAAUGAUGAUGAUGAAGGUGCAGCUAAAACUGGAACUACUGAAACCACAACUGAACCACAAUGUUUUGAUCAUCCCACACUGCCCAAUGUGAAAAUCUGGGAUUUACCAGGAAUUGGAACACCAACAUUUACAGCUAAGAAUUAUUUAAAAAACGUGCCAUUGAAAAAGUAUGAUGUCUUCAUCAUCAUCUCAUCAGAGAGGUUUAAACAGAACGACAUCUUGUUGGCCAAAGAGAUAAAAAAACAAAACAAACUAUUUUACUUUGUUAGAUCUAAGAUAGACAAUGAUGUUCAAGCAGAAGGGAAAAAAAAGAGUUUCAACGAAGAAGAAUGUCUCUCACGAAUCAGAAGAAACUGCAUUGAAAACUUGAAGGAGUUUGAAAAUGUGAAAGUCUUCCUAAUCUCCUCUCUGGAUCUUCAAAAAUUUGAUUUUGAAAAGCUUAUUGAAACCCUGACCUCAGAUCUUCCGAGAAUAAACAACUUGCUCUACUGCAGUCAGCACCAGUCACCUCUGUGGCUAUGCUGAAGAAAAAAGUGGUAAUGUUUGAGAAAGCAGCAUGGGCUGCAGCCAUCUGUUCUGGAGCCAUUGCAAUAGUUCCAGUUACUGGUCUAUCACUGGCAUGUGAUUCUAGCAUUUUAGUGAGUUUUUUA